Molecule: messenger RNA, 7054 nt
Organism: Varanus komodoensis (Komodo dragon)
Lineage: Eukaryota; Metazoa; Chordata; Lepidosauria; Squamata; Varanidae
Gene: NAV1
Product: neuron navigator 1
Exons: 32
Coding region: 479-6325 (1948 amino acids)
Biological process (GO): neurogenesis; nervous system development; microtubule bundle formation
Cellular component (GO): axon initial segment; microtubule cytoskeleton
Molecular function (GO): ATP hydrolysis activity
Source: RefSeq, a predicted model, not a curated record
CGCGGUGCGCGCGCGGUCGUGUCACGUCACCCCAGACGGGCACCCUCCUCCCUCGCAGCGGCAGCGGCAUAAAGAGCGGGCGUGCGCCCGGAGGGCAGCGAGGCGGCCCACGUGACGGCCCCUCCCAGUCGGCAUCCCCGGGGAUCGGCACUUUGUUCGGGAUGCUGCCGCCGCUCGGCGUUCCCAUUGUGAGCCGAGGAUUCGGCCGUUUCCUCCUCGGCACCCGCUGAAGGCGGCAGGAGGAGAGGGACCGGGGCGCCCGCUCCGUCGGAGGGCGCGCGCGCGAGCGGGGCUGACGGGCUGCGCGGGGAUCCUCCUGGUCCGGGCCGGGACUGCGUGGACGCAGCAAGCCCGCGGAACUUCGGGGAAAGCAGGCGGGCCGGCGAGGGACAGCUCCGGCCAGGCUGAGGAAAAGGAGAUGGCGGGUGACGCGCCGGCAGCCUAGCGGGAUUGACCCUUCUCCAACCAAGCCUUCCUGAUGAUGAAUGGAACAGCCAAUGUGAAUGCAGCUGGACGUAGCCAUUAUGCCUCCUCCAUACCUGUUCCCAGAGCUGCAUCUCACAGCAAGAUACACACACUUACAGCAUCUCCAAAAUUGCCACCAAGGCAGAACAGUGCAGGAGCUGUUCCGUCUCAGAGGACAUCAUCACCUAGAACAGGGAAGGGUGUGGUUAGUUCAAGCAGUGGAGCUCCUAAAGGAUCCAAGCAGAAGUUCCCUCUCAAGCCUCCAGCAGCUGCAAGCCCUGUACAGGCAGAGGGAACUGAAAGCCAUGGUGGAGCUGACGGGAUGGACCCUAGUUCCAGUUUGAGCAUGACAUCUGGCUGCAGCAGCCCCCGGGUGGUUCUGAAGGCCAGUUCCAGAGCUGCUGGAGCAGCAAAGAAAGCUGUUAUUCAGGCAACAGAGAAGGUUAAGGAUACCUCAAAACAAGGGGAAGAUAACAGCAGCCUUGGUGCUAAAAAGGGUCUUGGGAAGGCCAGCCCAGCUUCAGAACCUGCAAAAUCAUCCCACAUCCCUGGAAAGAGUCCUUCCUAUCUCAGCUUGUAUAGUGAGACCUUGUUGUCCAGGUCUUCUGAGGGACCCACCACAAAGAGACCUCAGAGUUGUCCAGUGAAAGAUCAGUGGGCGUCCGAAACCAGCUGCAAAGGAAGUGGAACAUGCAAGCCAGAAGAUAAACCUCAAGUGAUCUCGCUGGACACAAGCAACCUUAAUAAGGGCCCUAUUCUACAUGCUGGACCAAUCAGCUUUUCUUCUGUGCCACAACAAAGCCAUCCCAUCAUGGCCACUGUAGCCCCUUUCCAUUAUAGGCGACAGGGUGAGAAAGAGAGGACCUGCCUCCCUAAAGAGGAGAAUGCACGUGAUGCACAGCAGCAGACCAGCCCUACUGAAGGGUCUGAGCUCAGCCUGAGAGGUGUGGAUCCUGAAUCCCAGAGAAAGAGGACUGUGCAGAAUGUGCUUGACCUACGGCAAAACCUGGAGGAGACCAUGUCCAGUUUGCGGGGGUCUCAGGUAACUCACAGCUCACUGGAGAUGACGUGUUAUGACAGCGAUGAAGCCAAUCCACGCAGCGUGUCCAGCCUAUCAAACCGGUCUUCUCCCCUCUCUUGGCGCUAUGGCCAGUCCAGCCCACGGCUGCAGGCUGGGGAUGCCCCAUCGGUGGGUGGGGGCUGCCGCUCAGAAGGCACCCCCAGCUGGUACAUGCAUGGGGAGAGAGCUCAUUAUUCCCACACGAUGCCCAUGCGCAGCCCCAGCAAGCUCAGCCACAUCUCCCGCCUGGAACUUGUGGAGUCACUUGAUGCAGAUGACGUCGAUCUGAAGUCUGGGUACAUGAGCGACAGUGACUUAAUGGGCAAAACAAUGACUGAGGAUGAUGAUAUCACCACAGGCUGGGAUGAGAGCAGUUCUAUCAGUAGCGGCCUCAGUGAUGCCUCGGACAAUCUCAGCUCAGAAGAAUUCAAUGCCAGCUCUUCACUCAAUUCCCUGCCUUCCACCCCCACGGCUUCCCGUAGGAACUCUGCCAUAGCGCUGCGCACAGACUCUGAAAAGCGCUCGCUGGCAGAGAGUGGGCUGAACUGGUACGGUGAGCCAGAGGAGAAAGCUCAGAAGAAAAUGGACUAUGACAGCGGGAGUCUGAAAAUGGAACACAGUUCUACCAAAUGGCGACGGGAGCGCUCUGAAAGCUGCGAUGAGGCUCCUGCCAAAGGUGGCGAGCUGAAGAAGCCAGUCAGCUUGGGACCCCCAGGCUCCCUGAAAAAGGGCAAGACACCCCCUGUAGCAGUGACUUCCCCCAUUACUCACACAGCCCAGACUCUCAAAGUGGCAGGUAAACCUGAAGCAAAAGCAACAGACAAGAACAAGCUCUCUGUGAAGAAUGCUGGCCUGCAGCGUUCAUCUUCGGAUGCUGGCCGAGAUCGGGUUUCUGAUGCCAAGAAACCUCCUUCUGGGCUCACCCGGACCACCACCUCUGGGUCCUUUGGCUACAACAAGAAGCCACCUCCUGCAACUGGCACAGCCACAGUGAUGCAAGCUGGUGGGUCAGCUACACUUGGCAAGAUCCAGAAGAAUUCUAGCAUCCCAGUCAAGCCGGUCAAUGGCAGGAAAACCAGCCUGGACGUCUCUAAUGCAGCAGAGCCUGGCUUCAUGGCCCCAGGGGCGCGCACCAACAUCCAGUACCGAAGCCUGCCACGCCCAGCCAAAUCUAGCUCCAUGAGUGUGACUGGUGGGCGCAGUGGGCCACGUCCUGUUAGCAGCAGCAUUGACCCGAGCCUCCUCAGCACAAAGGGUGGCAUCUCAGUCUCGCGCCUCAAGGAACCCUCUAAAAUUGGCACUGGUCGAAGCACCCCAGUGCCAGUAAAUCAGACAGACAGGGAGAAAGAGAAAGCUAAGGCCAAAGCUGUGGCACUGGAUGCUGACUGCGUCUCGCUCAAGAGCAUCGGCUCCCCUGAAAGCACCCCAAAGGCUCAAGGUGGCCACCAGACUCCUGCCAAAGUGGCCGAGCUGCCACCAACACCACUCAGGUCAGCUACCAAAAGCUAUGUAAAAACUCCUUCUUUGGCCAACCUGGACAAGGUGAACUCCAACAGUCUGGACCUCCCUUCCUCAAAUGAACUCCACCAGAUGCAUGUUGGCAAACUGCAAGAGCCCCACGCAACCACAGUGAAUGUGGGCACACACCUCACGUCAUGCUUCACACCAAGCCCUGCUCCAGUCCUUAACAUUAACUCUGCUAGCUUCUCCCAGGGCCUAGAGCUCAUGGGUGGUUUCAGUCUCUCCAAGGAAACCCGCAUGUACCCCAAACUUUCAGGGUUGCACAGGAGCAUGGAAUCCUUACAGAUGCCAAUGAGCCUGCACAGUGCCUUCUCUGCAGGCAGUACAGCUGCUCCCACCACAACUCCGACCCCUCCUGUUGCUGCUGAAGAGGAGCCCAGUGAAAUGGCCUGGACAGGGAGCCCCAGAAUCACACAUCUGGAGAGCUCUAACCGUGAUCGGAAUACAUUGCCCAAGAAGGGACUAAGGUAUCAACUCCAGUCCCAGGAAGAGGCCAAGGAGAGGCGGCACUCACACACAAUUGGAGGGUUGCAGGAAUCAGACGAUCAGUCCGAGCUGCCCUCCCCGCCUGCUGUCUCUAUGCCGUUGGUUGGAAAGGCGCCGCUCACUAAUAUUGUGAGUCCCACGGCAGCCAACACCCCGAGGAUCACUCGCUCUAACAGCAUCCCCACACAUGACUCCACCUUCGAGCUGUACAACGCCUCCCCAAUGGGCAGCACCCUCUCCCUGGCAGACCGGCCCAAGGGCAUGAUCCGCUCGGGUUCCUUCCGUGACCCUGUGGAUGAUGGUGAGAGUCCUGCACCCAGCCAGGAGGACAAGAGUCUCCUCCUCAGUAAUAAUGUUCAUGGAUCCGUGCUGUCCCUGGCAUCCAGUGCUUCCUCCACUUACUCUUCCGCGGAGGAGAGGAUGCAGUCUGAGCAAAUCCGCAAACUGCGCCGUGAGCUGGAGUCAUCCCAAGAGAAGGUGGCAACCUUAACCUCCCAGCUGUCAGCCAACGCUAACUUAGUAGCAGCUUUUGAACAGAGUCUGGUGAACAUGACAUCCCGUCUCCGACAGCUUGCAGAGACUGCAGAAGAGAAGGAUACGGAGCUGGUGGACUUGCGGGAAACCAUUGAUUUCUUGAAGAAAAAGAACUCAGAAGCCCAAGCUGUUAUUCAAGGGGCCCUGAAUGGAACUGACAUUACACCCAAAGAGCUACGGAUCAAGAGGCAAAACUCCUCUGACAGUAUAUCCAGCCUGAACAGCAUUACCAGUCAUUCCAGCAUUGGCAGUGGCAAGGAUGCAGAUGCUAAGAAGAAGAAGAAGAAAAGCUGGGUAUAUGAGUUGAGGAGCUCAUUCAACAAGGCUUUCAGCAUCAAGAAGGGCCCCAAAUCUGCUUCCUCCUAUUCUGACAUAGAGGAAAUUGCCACCCCAGACUCUUCCGCACCAUCAUCCCCCAAGCUGCAGCAUGGAUCCACAGAGACAGCCUCACCUUCCAUCAAAUCUUCCAACUCCUCUUCUGUGGGCAUCGAUAACACUGAGCUUUUCCAGACUAAUGAAGAAGAGGAGCCCGAGAAAAAGGAGGUCUCAGAGCUGCGCUCAGAGCUGUGGGAAAAGGAAAUGAAACUGACAGACAUUCGUCUGGAAGCUCUAAACUCAGCCCACCAGCUGGACCAGCUGCGUGAAACGAUGCACAACAUGCAGCUGGAGGUGGAUCUUUUGAAAGCUGAGAAUGACCGGUUGAAGGUGGCUCCAGGACCCUCAUCAGUGCCAAGCUCCAUCCCAAGUCAUGUCUUGAGCUCAUCUGCCGCCUCCUCUCCACGGCGCUCUCUAGGACUCCAGCUCACUCACCCUUUCAGUCCUAGCUUGACAGAUACAGAGUUGUCGCCAAUGGAUGGCAUCAGUGCAGGCCUCCAGAAAGAUGAACUGACACUGCGAAUUGUAGUACGCAUGCCGCCCCAGCACAUCAUCAAGGGGGACCUGAAACAGCAGGAGUUCUACCUGGGCAGUAGUAAAGUGAGUGGGAAAUUAGACUGGAAAAUGCUGGAUGAAGCUGUUUGUCAGGUCUUCAAGGAGUAUGUCACAAAAAUGGACCCUGCGCUCUCCCUGGGGCUCAGCGUUGAGUCUGUCUAUGGCUACAGCAUCAGCCACGUUAAGCGAGUCUUGGACACAGAGCCACCAGAACUGCCGCCUUGCCGGCGGGGUAUGACCAGCAUCGCGGUGACGCUAAAAGGCUUGAAAGAGAAGUGUGUGGACAGCCUCGUGUUUGAGACCCUUAUCCCCAAGCCCAUGAUGCAGCACUAUAUAAGCCUUCUGCUCAAGCAUCGACGCCUUAUCCUCUCUGGGCCAAGUGGAACUGGCAAGACCUACUUGACCAAUCGGCUGGCUGAAUAUUUGGUGGAGCGCUCGGGCCGGGAAGUCACAGAAGGCAUUGUCAACACUUUCAAUAUGCACCAGCAGUCAUGCAAGGACCUACAGCUUUACCUCUCCAAUCUGGCCAAUCAGAUUGAUCGGGAAACAGGGAUAGAUGUGCCACUGGUUAUUCUCCUUGAUGACCUCAGUGAGCCUGGCUCCAUCAGUGAGCUUGUCAAUGGAGCCCUCACCUGCAAGUACCACAAAUGCCCUUAUAUCAUUGGCACAACAAACCAGCCUGUAAAGAUGACUCCAAACCAUGGCCUCCAUCUCAGCUUCAGGAUGCUAACAUUUUCCAAUAAUGUAGAGCCAGCCAAUGGCUUCCUGGUGCGCUACCUACGCCGGAAACUGCUUGAAUCUGACAGUGAUGUCAAUGCUAACCGGGAGGAGCUGCUUCGUGUGCUAGACUGGGUGCCCAAGCUCUGGUACCAUCUUCACACCUUCCUGGAGAAGCACAGCACGUCUGAUUUCCUCAUUGGCCCUUGUUUCUUUUUGUCAUGCCCCAUUGGUAUUGAGGAUUUUCGCACCUGGUUCAUCGACCUGUGGAACAAUUCCAUCAUCCCCUACCUUCAGGAGGGAGCAAAGGAUGGAAUCAAGGUGCAUGGCCAGAAAGCUGCCUGGGAAGACCCAGUGGAAUGGGUGCGAGACACGUUGCCAUGGCCGUCAGCCCAGCAAGACCAGUCGAAGCUCUAUCACCUUCCCCCACCCAGUGUGGGGCCCCACAGCAUUGUUUCACCUCCAGAGGAGCGGAGUGGCAAGGAUUCUACACCCAACUCACUGGAAUCAGACCCUCUGAUGGCAAUGUUGCUGAAGCUCCAGGAAGCAGCCAACUACAUUGAGUCUCCUGACAGAGAAACCCUGGACCCCAACGUGCAGUCUGCACUCUAAAGAAGACUGGAUCAGGAUGGAACGGAGACUGGAGUGAGCUGGUCUCGGCUGCCUUCGCUCCUGGUUCUUCUUUGUUUUUUGUAUCUGGAACAUGUGGUCUGGAGUAGAGCACCACAGAGGGCAGGGAGGCGCCCAAUGUUUGCUUUGGAAUCUGUGCAGAUGGACAACGAAAGAGGAGGCAGUUGAUUGCUCCUCUGCAAGGAACUGCUCCCCCACCCCCACCCCAAGGACUACGGUGGUAGGAGAAUGGUGGUUUUUAUUCUUAGGCUCUCUGCCUCUGUCAUAAACUCCUGGGCUUUGCAGUAUGACUGAGGGCAGGGUGUUAAUAAAUCCCUCGGAUCCAGGGUUGUCAGCAUUGAUGUUCCUAUGUGGAGCAGAGACUUUGAAGACCUCCUCACAGAACUGGCCACUGCAUUUUGGCAGGGCAAUGCCAGCAGGCAGGGUAGCAGCCAAGUUUGUGGUUCCCUAAAAUGAGGAUCUUUUUAUAAAGUAGAAAAAAGCAAAACCCCAGAAUGGAACCAGUAUGCAUUGAGAGUGGGAAGAGUCGCUGCUUCAGCAACCCAACUGCUGCUGCAGCUGUUUCCCUUUGGAUGCUGCCCUUCAGCUUCCCUACCACAACAAACAAAGGCGAAGGCCUAGGACUGUUAACUCUGACUUUGUACCCUCCUUAUUUAAUCUGCAUGAUGGUCCUUUUACAUUCAAAUGCCCAAUAAACUCUGCUUCAUUUUU